This is a messenger RNA of Suricata suricatta (meerkat), 3408 nucleotides long. RefSeq names its product ADAM metallopeptidase with thrombospondin type 1 motif 17 (gene ADAMTS17). Gene Ontology annotation, molecular function: metalloendopeptidase activity. Gene Ontology annotation, cellular component: extracellular matrix. The coding region runs from base 73 to 3408 and encodes 1111 amino acids. The transcript has 24 exons. Gene Ontology annotation, biological process: proteolysis; extracellular matrix organization. NCBI's taxonomy places the organism in Eukaryota, Metazoa, Chordata, Mammalia, Carnivora, Herpestidae. The record is from RefSeq and is a predicted model, not a curated record.
CCGGCUGGCGCCGCCGUCUUGCGCGCUCCUGCUCCACCGCGACCUGCUGGGGGGCUGCUCCUCCCAAGUACCAUGUGUGACGGCGCCCUGCUGCCUCCUCUCGUCCUGCCCUUGCUGCUUCUGCUGGUUUGGGGACUGGACCCGGGCACAGCCCGCGCGCCCCCAGCCGCCCCGCGAGUCCGGCCCGGCGAGCGCGCCCUGCUGCUGCACCUGCCGGCCUUCGGGCGGGACCUGUACCUGCAGCUUCGCCACGACCUGCGUUUCCUGUCCCGGGGCUUCGAGGUGGAGGAGGCCGGCGCGGUGGGGCGCCGGGGACGCCCCGCCGAACUGUGCUUCUACUCGGGCCGCGUGCUCGGCCACCCGGAUUCCCUCGUCUCGCUCAGCGCCUGCGGCGCCGGCGGCGGCCUGGUUGGUCUCAUCCAGCUUGGGCAGGAGCAGGUGCUAAUCCAGCCGCUCAACAACUCCCAGGGCCCCCUCGGCGGACGAGAGCACGUGGUCAGGCGCAAAUGGUCCUCGACCCCCAGCCCCUCCACCGAGGCCCAGACCCCUGGGCAGCUCUGCAAGGUCCUAACAGAAAAGAAGAAGCCAAGGAGGAGCAGGCCAUCCCAGGACUGGCGGGAGCGGAGGAACGCCAUCCAGCUCACCAACGAGCACACAGUGGAGACCCUGGUGGUGGCCGAUGCCGAUAUGGUGCAGUACCAUGGGGCAGAGGCCGCCCAGAGGUUCAUCCUCACGGUCAUGAACAUGGUGUACAAUAUGUUUCAGCACCAGAGCCUUGGAAGUAAAGUGAACAUUCAAGUCACCAAGCUUGUCCUGCUGCGGCAGCGGCCUGCCAAAUUAUCCAUCGGGCACCAUGGUGAACGGUCCCUGGAGAGCUUCUGUCACUGGCAGAAUGAGGAAUACGGAGGGGCCCGGUACCUCGGCAACAACCAGGUUCCAGGAGGGAAGGACGACACGCCCCCCGUGGAUGCAGCGGUGUUUGUGACCAGGACAGAUUUCUGCGUACACAAAGACGAACCAUGUGACACUGUCGGAAUUGCUUACUUAGGAGGUGUGUGCAGUGCUAAGAGGAAAUGUGUGCUUGCCGAAGACAAUGGUCUCAAUUUGGCCUUUACCAUCGCUCAUGAGCUGGGCCACAACUUGGGGAUGAACCACGAUGACGACCACUCGUCCUGCGCUGGCAGAUCCCACAUCAUGUCCGGAGAGUGGGUGAAAGGCCGGAACCCCAGCGACCUCUCCUGGUCAUCCUGCAGCCGAGAUGACCUGGAAAACUUCCUCAAGUCGAAAGUCAGCACAUGUUUGCUGGUCACAGACCCCAGGAGCCAGCACGCGGUGCGUCUCCCUCACAAGCUGCCAGGAAUGCACUACAGCGCCGACGAGCAGUGCCAGAUCCUGUUCGGCACCAAUGCCACCUUCUGCAGAAACAUGGAGCAGCAUCUGAUGUGCGCUGGACUGUGGUGCCUGGUGGAAGGAGAUACGUCCUGCAAGACCAAGCUGGACCCUCCCCUGGACGGCACUGAGUGUGGGGCAGACAAGUGGUGCCGCGCGGGGGAGUGUGUGAGCAAGACGCCCAUCCCGGAGCACGUGGACGGAGACUGGAGCCCCUGGGGCGCGUGGAGCAUGUGCAGCCGGACGUGUGGGACGGGCGCCCGCUUCCGGCAGAGGAAAUGUGACAACCCCCCCCCAGGACCUGGGGGCACGCACUGCCUGGGUGCCAGCGUGGAGCAUGCCGUCUGUGAGAACCUGCCGUGCCCUAAGGGCCUACCCAGCUUCCGGGACCAGCAGUGCCAGACGCAUGACCGGCUCAGCAGCAAGAAGAAGGGCCUGCUGACAGCAGUAGUGGUUGAUGAUAAACCAUGUGAACUCUACUGCUCACCCCUCGGGAAGGAGUCCCCGCUGCUGGUGGCCGACAGGGUCCUGGAUGGCACACCCUGCGGGCCGUAUGAGACCGACCUCUGUGUGCAUGGCAAGUGCCAGAAAAUCGGCUGCGAUGGCAUCAUCGGGUCCGCGGCCAAGGAAGACCGGUGCGGGGUCUGCAGUGGCGAUGGCAAGACCUGCCGUGUGGUGAAGGGCGACUUCAGCCACUCCCGGGGCACAGUCAAGAAUGAUCUGUGUACGAAGGUGUCCACAUGUGUGAUGGCAAAAGCUAUUCCCAAGUGUUUCUCAUGUUAUAUUGAAGCUGCGGUCAUUCCCGCUGGAGCGCGGAGGAUUCGCGUGGUGGAGGAUAAGCCUGCCCACAGCUUUCUGGCUCUGAAAGACACCAGUAAGAGAUCCAUCAACAGCGACUGGAAGAUAGAGCUCCCCGGGGAAUACCAGAUCGCAGGCACCACCGUGCGCUACGUCAGAAGGGGCCUGUGGGAGAAGAUUUCUGCCAAGGGACCAACCAAAAUACCACUGCAUCUGAUGGUGCUGUUAUUUCAUGACCAAAACUAUGGAAUCCAUUACGAGUACACCGUUCCCGUGAACUACACUGCCAGAAAUCAGAGCGAGCCAGAAAGACCGCAGGACUCUUUGUUCAUCUGGACCCACAGCGGCUGGGAAGGGUGCAGCGUGCAGUGCGGAGGAGGGGAACGCAGAACCAUCGUGUCCUGCACACGGAUUGUUAACAAGACCACAACUCUGGUGAAUGACAGUGACUGUCCUCAGGCAAGCCGUCCAGAGCCCCAGGUCCGAAGGUGCAACUUACAUCCGUGCCAAUCGCGGUGGGUGGCAGGCCCGUGGAGCCCCUGCUCAGCGACCUGUGAGAAGGGCAUCCAGCAUCGGGAGGUGACCUGCGUGUACCAGCUGCAGAACGGCACACAUGUCACCACGCGGCCCCUCUAUUGCCCGGGCCCCCGGCCAGCACCACUGCAGAGCUGUGAAGGCCAGGACUGCCUGUCCAUCUGGGAGGCAUCUGAGUGGUCACAGUGCUCUGCCACCUGCGGUAAAGGGACCCAAAAGCGAACCGUGACGUGCACCAACUCGCAAGGCAAAUGCGACGCGUCGACGAGGCCGAGAGCAGAGGAGGCGUGCGAGGACUACUCGGGCUGCUACGAGUGGAAAACCGGGGACUGGUCCAAGUGCUCCUCAACCUGUGGGAAGGGUCUACAGUCCCGCGUGGUACAGUGCAUGCACAAGGUCACCGGCCGCCACGGCAAUGAGUGCCCUGCCCUCUCGAAGCCAGCAGCCUACAGACAGUGCCACCAGGAGGUCUGCAAUGACAAGAUCAACGUGAACACCAUCACCUCCCCUCGCCUCGCUGCUCUGACCUACAAAUGUACGCGGGACCAGUGGACAGUGUACUGCCGGGUCAUCCGAGAGAAGAACCUUUGUCAGGACAUGCGGUGGUACCAACGCUGCUGCCAGACGUGCAGGGACUUCUAUGCAAACAAGAUGCGCCAGCCGCCACCGCCGCCGCCAAGCUCAUGA